Didymodactylos carnosus is the source of this 468-nucleotide messenger RNA. NCBI's taxonomy places the organism in Eukaryota, Metazoa, Rotifera, Eurotatoria, Philodinida, Philodinidae. The record is from the annotation of a GenBank genome assembly.
AUGAGUGUACAAAAUCGUCUAAUUCGAGAACUUUUGCUUUACGAGCUCCAACUGGACCAUACUGCGGCCGAAGCAAUUCGAAACAUCUGCGCAGCGAAGGGCGAGGGUGCUGUGAAGAAGAGCACUGCAUCUGACUGGUUCAGAAAAUUCAAGAACGGCGACACGAAUUUCGAAGAUCAGCCCCGCUCCGGGCGACCAUUCUCGAUUGAUCCAGAGGCGUUGCGCCAAGCCGUCGAAGCCGAUCCAGCCACAAGUACGUGUAAAUUGUCGGCCAAGUUCGGAACAUCAAACUCCACAAUAUAUGAACAUCUUCAUCAUCUGGGCAAGGUCAGCAGAAGCUGUCGAAAUGUACCGCACGAGUUGACACCAGAACAAGCUCAGUAUCGCGUUAACGUCUGCAAAGAAUUGCUCGCGAAUCCUCGGAACGAACGUUUCAUCAAACGAAUUGUCACCUGCGAUGAAAAAUAG